Molecule: messenger RNA, 1722 nt
Organism: Somion occarium
Lineage: Eukaryota; Fungi; Basidiomycota; Agaricomycetes; Polyporales; Cerrenaceae
Source: the annotation of a GenBank genome assembly
GCGCUGGCAAUAAAAGGAGGACGUGUUGUGGGAUUGGCAGCGUGGUGAACGUUUGAACGUUAGCGUCGCGAUGCCGUACUUCGCUGUCCGUACCACAGACACGCCAGCCAUCAAGAAUGCUCCCAUUGAAGGCCUCGCCGAGGGCAAUGGCUCCUUCAACAACAUACAUCUUGCCGCCCUCAUCAUAGUCGUGCCAUGGAUCGUCAAGCGUAUACUCCCGGUCGUUCACCAUGGUGGUCUCAAGACCUAUCUCUUCCUCCUGGUGCUUUUGGGUGUUCCUGUGGCAAUCGGCUACUGGACUGUAAUGAGCAGGUUCGGCAGGCGUAAGAAUGAGAAGGUCCAACUGCCGGGCAGGAACCUGGAGGAGUAUAUCACGAUUCACGACCCCGACCUCAAGGCUAAAUACCACACCAAGGAGAAGAUCCCCAUGCAGGUCUUCCAUGACGCGUACUUUGAAGGCAAGAUUGAUUUCAAUGGUGAGCUGUCGCGUUGUACCGCCUCGCAUACCCGUGGUACUAUCAUGUCUCUAGAUGAUGUCCUUGAUGUUAUGGAGCAACGUCAUGAUUGGUCCAAGCUGGUCUUCACUCCUGAACUUUUCAAAUAUGUCUUCUUCAAUUUGAUUCCCGACGUCAUCAGACAUACUGAGACCCAGGACGAAGAACAAGUUCGCGACCAUUAUGACCGAGGCGACGACUUUUACGAAUGGUUCCUUGGUCCUCGCAUGAUCUACACGUCUGGCAUUGUCACCGAUAUUACGCGCGAAGAGACUCUCGAGGAACUGCAGGACAACAAGCUUACUAUCGUCUGCGAGAAGCUCGACUUGAAACCCGAGGACCACUUGCUUGAUAUCGGUUGUGGAUGGGGUACCUUGGCCGCUUUCGCUGCCAAGAACUACGGAUGCAAGGUCACUGGUGUCACUCUCGCCGAGAAACAGACUGCUUUCGGUAACGAACGUAUUGCCAAGAACGGGUGCGAUCCCUCAAGGGCUAAGAUCCUCUGCACUGAUUUCCGCUUCACCCCCGGAGGCAGGGGUGCUUAUACGAAGAUUGUCAGCCUGGAGAUGGCAGAGCAUGUUGGAAUUCGUCGCUACCAGAGCUUCCUUCGUCAAGUCUACGACCUCUUGGAUGAUGACGGUAUUUUCGUUUUCCAAGUUGCCGGUAUCCGUCCCCAUUGGCAAUACGAAGAUCUCAUCUGGGGUCUCUUCAUGAACAAGUACGUCUUCCCCGGUGCGGACGCGUCCUGCUCUCUCGGUUGGGUUGUCUCCCAACUGGAGAAGGCCGGUUUUGAAGUGAAAAACAUCGACGUCUUAGGCGUACACUACAGCGCCACCAUCUACCGGUGGUACAAGAACUGGGUCUCAAAUAAGGAGAAGGUAUUGGAGCACUAUGGUGAACGGUGGUACCGUAUUUGGGUCUUCUUCCUUGCUUACGCUACCAUCAUCUCUCGAAACGGAGGCGCAUCGGUCUUCCAAUUCACUCUUCAUAAGAACUUGAACGCAUACCCUCGGAUCCUCGGUGUUCCCAAUCACGCUUCCAUCCACGUCAAGCCCCGCGUUCAGAUCCAGCCGGUGGAUUGAUUUGCUUCUCUGGACUCUCUAGUGCUGCUCGGGAAAAUUAGACUAGAAUAUAUACUAAGUACUGAUGUUUAUCCUGCGGUAUUGCUUUCAUCUCCGACGAAUAUAUGGAUUCCCUCUCUCGGACGUAUCAUUUGAUUUCUUUGCUG